UAUUUAGCACACCGCACACACACCACUUACCUCAGAUUUUCUUUCAGAAGAAGAACGUAAGCUAUUUACAAACUGACAUCUAUUUAAUAUUUAACUUUAGAUUACUAUAGAUUAUUUAAAACAUAAAUUUAAAUCACCAGCACAAGAGAUUAUUUAAAAAGAAAUUUAAGUCACCUGCACAAGAGAUUAUUUAAAAAGAAGAAAAUAAAAGUCCAAAUAACUGCAGAAAUGGAAUCUACAACACUAGCUGCUCUGGCAACCACGGCAACCUUUACAAUUGCCACGGCGACAGACAUGUCCGGCUACAUGUGGCUGCUGAUUCUUGGCUUCGUCAUUGCCUUCAUCCUGGCAUUCUCGGUGGGUGCCAACGACGUGGCCAACUCCUUCGGCACCGCAGUGGGAUCAGGGGUGGUGACCCUUCGGCAGGCCUGUGUGCUGGCCACUAUAUUUGAGACGGUGGGCUCCAUACUCCUUGGGGCAAAGGUCAGCGAGACUAUCCGCAGCGGCAUCAUCGACCCGCGCAUGUACAAUGGCUCAGAGGCCACGCUCAUGGCUGGGUCUAUCAGCGCCAUGUUCGGCUCUGCUGUGUGGCAGCUGGUGGCUUCCUUCCUGAAGCUGCCCAUCUCUGGAACGCAUUGCAUUGUGGGAGCGACCAUCGGCUUCUCCAUGGUGGCCAAGGGUCCCAUGGGUGUAAAGUGGCUGGAGCUGCUCCGCAUUGUUGCCUCCUGGUUUCUGUCCCCCCUGCUGUCUGGCAUCAUGUCUGCUGUGCUCUUCUACUUUGUGCGCAAGUUCAUCUUGAAUAAGGAGGAUCCCGUCCCCAACGGCUUGCGAGCUCUUCCUGUCUUCUAUGGCAUCACCAUGGGAAUCAACCUCUUCUCCAUCAUGUUUACUGGAGCCCCAAUGCUGGGCUUUGACCGAGUGCCCUGGUGGGGGACGAUACUCAUCUCUCUGGGUUUUGCGGUGAUCACCGUUAUCUUCGUCUGGGUGGUGGUGUGCCCGCGCCUCAAGAGGAAGAUCAAACGCGAAAUGGGCGUGAACCCGUGCGAGACCGCUCUGAUGGACACCCCCCCCAAACCCAGCGCAGACAGUGAGCCUGCGACCAUCACGAGUCCUCAGGAGUACACCCCUGUCCCCCAGACCCCCCCCGCCGAGAACGGCAGGGUGGCCUUCAACAUCGGGGGCUCUGACGACGCCGAUCUGGACAGUAAAGAGUUUGACACCAAAGACCUGGAAACCAACGCUCUGAACGGUCACAACGGCGGCCCCAUGCCGGUCCCCGAGCUGACCACCGGUCAGCACCACACAGUUCAUAAGGACUCUGGCCUCUACAAGGACCUGCUGCACAAGCUGCACAUCGCCAAGGUGGGUGACUGCAUGUGGGAGACCACCGACAAACCCAUCCGCCGUAACAACAGCUACACCUCCUACACCAUGGCCAUCUACGGCAUCCACGGAGGCUCAAAAGACGCCGACGGCCGCUCGGACGACGGCAGCAGCAGCGGGAGACGCGUCCGCAUGGACAGCUACAACAGCUACUGCACGGCGGUGGCAGACGGAGGGGCAGAGGGAGACGCAGAGGGGGCGGGGCCUGUGGCGGUGGAGGUGUUGGACGAGGCUAGCAGGGAGGGCCCGCUGGAGGAGGAGGAAGUGGACGAGCUGGAGCUGGAUCGGCCGGAGGUGUUCCACCUCUUCCAGUUCCUGCAGAUCCUCACCGCCUGCUUUGGCUCUUUUGCCCAUGGAGGAAAUGAUGUUAGUAAUGCGAUCGGCCCCCUGGUGGCGCUGUGGCUGGUGUAUGACAGCGGCUCGGUGGUGUCCAAAGCCCCCACUCCCAUCUGGCUGCUCCUCUAUGGGGGAGUGGGCAUCUGCGUCGGACUCUGGAUCUGGGGCCGCAGAGUCAUCCAGACUAUGGGCAAAGACCUCACCCCCAUCACCCCCUCCAGCGGCUUCAGCAUCGAGCUUUCCUCAGCCAUGACCGUCGUCGUAGCGUCCAACAUCGGACUUCCUGUCAGCACCACCCACUGCAAGGUGGGCUCCGUCGUAGCAGUUGGCUGGUUGCGUUCUCGUAAGGCUGUCGACUGGCGUCUGUUCCGGAACAUCUUCAUCGCCUGGUUUGUGACGGUGCCCAUAUCUGGACUCAUCAGUGCAGCUAUAAUGGCACUGUUCACCUACGUCAUCAUCUGAGGCUCCCAUAAUGCAACAGCACCAGUAUACAGUACACCUGCCUAUGGACCUGCUCACCCACGUCAUCAUCUGAAGCACCCAUAAUGCAACAGCACCCACACAGAGAUGCCUAUGGACCUGCUCAUCCACGUCAUCAUCUGAAGCACCCAUAAUGCAACAGCACCCACACAGAGAUGCCUAUGGACCUGCUCACCCACGUCAUCAUCUGAAGUUCCCGCCAGAGGUGGAACUCUGCACCUAAACAGUGCUGCUAUCAUGGCUCUGCAGCAGAAACCAAAUGGUGCGGCCAUCUUGACUGUUCCUCUGAAUCUCCAAUGAUGCUUCAGGACCAAACCCACAGCUCUAUGAUGCUGCAUUCACACAUAGUCAUUCCUUGGCCCUUAUUGGUCCAAUAUCAGUGUACAUGUUUCACAUAGUCAUUCCCUGGCCCUCAUUGGUCCAAUAUCAGUGUACGUGUUUCACAUAGUCAUUCCCUGGCCCUCAUUGGUCCAAUAUCAGUGUACGUGUUUCACAUAGUCAUUCCUUGGCCCUUAUUGGUCCAUUAUCAGUGUAUGUGUUUCACAUAGUCAUUCUCUGGCCCUCAUUGGUUCAUUAUCAGUGUACGUGUUUCACAUAGUCAUUCCUUGGCCCUCAUUGGUCCAUUAUCAGUGUAUGUGUUUUACAUAGUCAUUCUCUGGCCCUCAUUGGUCCAUUAUCAGUGUACGUGUUUCUAUGUUUCAAACAUAGGUGUCCUGUCCAUCUGCAUACGUUUGGUAUCUGCACUGUAAAUAGACAAGUGAGCAGCAGACACCAUAUGAGUCUCUCUAUGUUAAAGGGAUAUUCCACCAUUUGGGGAAAUAUACACUCAUUUUCCACCUCCCCUUGAGUUAAACAAUUGUGUUUUACCUUUCCCCAGUUCAUCCAGCCGUUCUCCGAGUCUAACAGUAACACUUUUA
Messenger RNA from Alosa sapidissima (American shad), 3116 nucleotides. It is a transcript of the gene slc20a1a, whose product is annotated as solute carrier family 20 member 1a. The coding region runs from base 229 to 2181 and encodes 650 amino acids. Gene Ontology annotation, cellular component: membrane. Lineage: Eukaryota; Metazoa; Chordata; Actinopteri; Clupeiformes; Clupeidae. Gene Ontology annotation, molecular function: phosphate transmembrane transporter activity. Gene Ontology annotation, biological process: phosphate ion transmembrane transport. The record is from RefSeq and is a predicted model, not a curated record. The transcript is spliced from 10 exons.